Messenger RNA from Ceraceosorus guamensis, 2593 nucleotides. Its product is annotated as RCC1/BLIP-II. Bases 237 to 2234 code for a protein of 665 amino acids. The record is from RefSeq and is a predicted model, not a curated record. NCBI's taxonomy places the organism in Eukaryota, Fungi, Basidiomycota, Exobasidiomycetes, Ceraceosorales, Ceraceosoraceae. The transcript is spliced from 4 exons.
CACUCGUGACUGUGACGACGUCGAGAAGGGCAUCGUCUUUGCUAAUUUUUUUUUGCCACGACGUCGCCUUAUUAUUGCCCUACACGAUUGCGAGUUCUCGAUCGCAUCCGACCCUGCUUUCAGCUAGCUCAUUCCCCCGGCUCAAGUUAGGGAUCGGUGUGGAGGACUUGCGAGUGGAGGACGAGAAGAAGUGCUAGAAGAAGCGCAGAAGGAGGGGUCGCGCAGGGGUGGGAAGGAUGUUGAGAGCAGGUAGCGUCGGUAGAGCGGCAAGGCUUGAGCCUUGCUCAGGUCUUCACUCAGCAAAAGCACUCGCACACACAAGCACAAGCACCAAUCGAGCGUGGGACGUGGCUGGUGGGCGACCGCGCUGUUCAUACUGCACCUUCGGCUCCUCGGCUGUCACACCUUUCACCUUGGCUCAUGCUCCUGAGCAUCAUCGGCGCGCCAUACACACCAGCACCACUUCAGCACGACAACAUCUGCUCUUUUCCGGCACCAUUCUGGAUCAAGCUACCACUUCUUUUGUGCCUUUUAAAAAGGAAUGGAUCGCAGCCCUAGGUGCGCCGGUUGAGGAUUUGAGAAGGGGUUUGUCAGUCGUCGGACUAGAUAUGAGUGACGAUGUGGGAGGAGGAGGAGCCAUCGUCUAUCGGACACUAGGCGACAGAUCAGCUUUCCACCCUGGCCUCUGGUCCGAAAAUAGCAACGCUCCGAAUGGGACAAGGACGAUAGAAGGUCAUGAAGCUAGACGUUUGAAACACGUUCGAACGCGAAUAGCAACAUUUGGACGGAAUACGCAUGGACAAUUGGGAUUGGGAUUCACUUCUCACGAAGCGACUUGGGGGAUUGUUAGAGGUGGAUACUGGGGAGAAGGAGGUGUAAAGUUGGUCAAGAUGGGAAAUGCUGCGGGGCUCAUCGUUACUGAACUUGGUGUCUUGCACGAGCAGGAGCAGGAGCAGGCUCAGCAGGCUCAGCAGCAGCAGGAGCAGCAGCAGCAGCAGCAGCAGCAGGCGGAGCAAGAGAAGCGUACAAGUGCAAGGCAUGCUUUGUUCGCUUUCGGAAAUCACACGACGGGUCAACUAGGUCUUACAGACCCCUCAUCGCCCUACUCCACCUCCCUAGCCUCUCAGACCAGUCAGUCAGGCGAACCGCAAAUGGAAUUGUACUCUGCUCCACGUCGCGUCUUGCUCAAACGCAGCGAUCCGAGCGAGAUGAACAAGAGAAGAGGAAAUGAAAGCGAUACCGAUGAAGGCAUGAGGGUGAUGGACGUAGCUCACGGAUUGGAUCAUACGAUCUUGUUGAUCGAGCGAUGUGGGACUGAUGGUGAUCAAGAGCAAGAAGUCUGGGUGACGGGUAUCAACACGGACGGUCAACUAGGUCUCGGCUCAUCCGAUUGCUCUCCUCAAUUUCUCACUCGUUCUUUCCUUCGCCUCGAAACCUUUUGGGAUGCUUCGGAUCCUUUGAUGCUCAUUCGAGCAAGUGGGGACACCUCGCUCGCCCAGAGCAGAUCAGGUCGCGUAUGGACUUGGGGCAAUUCAGAGUAUGCUCAAGCUUUUGGAGGAGAGGUGCAGGAAGCUAUCAGGCAGCCUGUGGAGGUGACUGCAUUUGUGAAAGAUGCGCUCAGGGAGGGGUUAGGGCCGAAGGAAGAAGGACCAAGAGUGAGGGAUAUUCAGCUGGGGGGUAGUUGGGCGGUGAUGCUUGACACUUGGGGACGAGUAUUUACUGUAGGCUAUGGACCCAUGGCUAGAGGUUCUUCAAACCGAUGCAGUCUUACCCUGCAACGCGUUCCUGAUCUCCCACCCGUCCAAUCACUGCACACUUCUCUCGAUGCCAUCUUUGCCAUCUCCCAGACCUUUCUCAACGAUCGAGAUGCAGCUUCGAAAGCUCAAAGUCAAAGAUUGUUUGCUUGGGGACUUGAUAAGAGCGGAAAGUUGGGUAUGGGACUCGCAUCGCGUCUAAAUGAGAGAGACGCUGAUGCCAUAUUUGAGGGGCCCGUGGAUGAGAGGAUCGACGAAGCCAAAGAGGUACAUUUACCCCCCUUACGGCUUGCCGCAGCCUUGCACCAACGACGCGCCUGCUCGACGAAUAGCGAACUCGGGAGAUUGUCCGAGCAAUCUGAUGAUCAGGCAAAUCGAGGCCCGAGGAUACUGGACAUUGCCGCGGGCGGAGAGUGCACACUCUUGCUCAUUGAAGAUGGAUUGGAAGAGGUGGGCGCUUGGAUCUUGCCAGAUGAAUAGUCUAGCGAUCGAGUCCACUACCACAUCGUCGCUUCUUGCCCAUCCGCCUCUUUGCUCGCUCUCGCAAGCUAGGUCCACCCGGUCAAUUUAGCCUGCACAAGCUGCUCGAGUCGCGAUCUUCUCGUCGCCCGCAAAGUUUGAAGAAACGGCCGCCCGAUCUGCUUCAAAGUCAAGCUUGGGCUGCGUGAUCGCAUCUCCUCUCCCGCUCGAGCGAAUAGCGCAAAAUUCCCCUCAGGUUGCCGCCGAGACGAAAGGCUAAAUUUUUCACCAAACCAUGCAAUGGAGCGCACGUCUUCUAGACAUCUGCAAAUCAUCCUGUAAUAAUAUUACACGCAAAUUUUACAUUGUUCAGUUCCAAU